AUGUUCAUGGCAAGAUCAGAAUACGAUCGGGGCAUCAACACCUUCUCCCCAGAAGGCCGCCUCUUCCAAGUCGAAUACUCUCUCGAAGCCAUCAAGCUAGGCUCUACGGCCAUCGGCGUAGCCACCUCAGAAGGUGUCAUCCUCGGUGUCGAGAAGAGGGUGACCUCGACGCUCCUCGAAACCUCAUCCGUCGAGAAGAUUGUGGAGAUUGACCGCCACAUCGGCUGCGCCAUGUCCGGACUGCAGGCCGAUGCUCGCUCCAUGGUCGAGCACGCCCGAGUCGAAUGCCAGAGCCACGCCUUCAACUACAACGAGCCCCUGGGCGUUGAGAGCUGCACGCAGGCCAUUUGCGAUCUUGCCUUGCGAUUCGGUGAGGGUGCUGAUGGAGAGGAAACCAUCAUGAGCAGGCCCUUUGGUGUAGCUCUGCUGAUUGCUGGUUUUGAUGAGCAAGGGCCUCAGUUGUUCCACGCCGAGCCAAGCGGAACGUUCUAUCGCUAUGAUGCCAAGGCUAUUGGCUCGGGGUCAGAGGGUGCUCAAGCAGAACUACAGAAUGAAUACCACAAGUCCCUCACAAUCACAGAUGCCGAAACCUUGGUCCUAAAGACAUUGAAGCAAGUUAUGGAGGAAAAACUAGAUGCCAAGAACGUUCAGUUGGCCAGUGUUACCAAGGAAAAGGGCUUUAGAAUAUAUACCGAUGAGGAGAUGGCGGCCGUUGUAGAGAGGCUCCCUGCCAACUAA
This is a messenger RNA of Metarhizium brunneum ARSEF 3297, 738 nucleotides long. RefSeq lists its product as uncharacterized. Gene Ontology annotation, cellular component: proteasome core complex; nucleus; proteasome core complex, alpha-subunit complex. NCBI's taxonomy places the organism in Eukaryota, Fungi, Ascomycota, Sordariomycetes, Hypocreales, Clavicipitaceae. The record is from RefSeq and is a predicted model, not a curated record. Gene Ontology annotation, biological process: proteasome-mediated ubiquitin-dependent protein catabolic process.